AUGUUUUCACAAAUAGCUCAUCGGGUUACACCGGCCCUGAUGACUUUCCAAUCCGCUCGAGCUCCAAUGGGCCGGCGUACCUUCACCUCCACACAAGCCAUAUUCAACUCAUCUCAGAAGCCAAGUGCAUAUAAGGAAGGGAUGAAUCAAUAUCGAACCUUUACUGGUCCCUUUGCCAAGGUCUUCUUGGGGGGCGUGUUCGUCUAUCAAGUUCUUUAUUGGACCUGGUUGAAGUUAGAGAUGGAUGAGAUUAAGGUGGCAAAGAAUGAGAAAGUGGCUGUGCUAGAGAAGGAGGCUCGAGAGAUAACCAGCACCCAGAAAUGA
Messenger RNA from Penicillium vulpinum, 324 nucleotides. RefSeq lists its product as uncharacterized. The transcript is spliced from 3 exons. The coding region runs from base 1 to 324 and encodes 107 amino acids. NCBI's taxonomy places the organism in Eukaryota, Fungi, Ascomycota, Eurotiomycetes, Eurotiales, Aspergillaceae. The record is from RefSeq and is a predicted model, not a curated record.